GAAAUGAAGAUCGCCUUCUUCAAUUUUUUCUUCUUUUUCUGCCUCCUCCAGUCUUGUACCUGCGACGAUACGAUCAUGAGAACACAGUCCAUGAGAGAUGGUGAUGUUAUAUUCUCAGAAGGGAAGAGAUUUGCAUUUGGAUUCUUCAGCCUUGGAGUGUCAAAUCUCCGUUAUGUCGGGAUUUGGUAUGCUCAAGUCUCUGAGCAGACUGUUGUAUGGGUUGCUAAUAGAGACCGUCCUAUGAACGACACGUCUGGGGUAAUAAGGUUCAGCAGCAGUGGGAACCUCUGCAUCUAUGCAUCAGUCAACACAACAGAACCUCUCUGGUCGACUAAUGUUACGGAGAGUAUCCCGGAACCAACUCUAGUUGCGAGACUCUCUGCUCUAGGGAACCUUGUUCUGCUUGAUUCAGUUACAGGGAAAGGUUACUGGGAGAGCUUUGAUCAUCCGACUGACUCUUCUCUUCCGUUUAUGAGGCUGGGUUUCACCCGAAAAGACGGUUUGGAUCGCGUUCUGACGUCUUGGAAAUCUCCUGGUGACCCUGCUUCUGGAACUUUCUCAUUACGGAUAAAUCGCACGGGGUUCCCGCAGCUGAUUCUGUACAAAGGUGUGACCCCAUGGUGGCGUACGGGAUCGUGGACCGGGUUGAGAUGGAGCGGUCUUGUCUUCCAGAUCUUGUUUGUUAAUAAUCAGGACGAAGUAUCGAUGACUAACCGCGUGAUGGAUGCUUCAGUCAUAACAAGAAUGAUGGUGAACGAGACAGGAAAGGUGCAACGUCUCACAUGGAGCGCAGGGGAGAAGAGAUGGAAUGUGUUCUGGUCGAUUCCCAAAGAGGAAUGCGACAAUUAUGCACACUGUGGCCUUAACGGUUACUGCCGUCCCACAAGUUCAGAAGCGUGCACAUGCCUACCUGGUUUUGAGCCAAAGAUGCCCCGGGAUUGGUUAUUGAGGGACUACACGGGCGGGUGUUCGAGGAGAAACAAAACUUCACUAUGCCGUGAGAAAGAAGGCUUUGUGAAGUUCACGAACGCGAAGAUUCCCGACACAUCAGUUGCACGUGUGGAUAUGAACAUAACAUUGAAGGAGUGUAAACAGAGGUGCUUACGGAACUGUUCUUGCCUCGCUUACGCAAGCGCUUACCACGAGGGUGUGGGAGGAGAAAAAGGGUGCUUGACAUGGCACGGUGAUAUGUUGGAUACAAGGUCACUCUUGAAUUCUGGACAAGACUUCUACAUACGUGUAGACAGGGAAGAGUUAGAGCGGUGGAACAAAAAUGGCUCAUUAGGGAAGAGGAGAGCCAUUAUCAUUGUCAUCAGUUUGAUUGCAGCCUUGAUGUUACUAGCUGUCAUUUCGUUCUGUUUCGUAAGGAAGCGACGAAAGUCGAACAGGGAUAGAAGAUCCUCAACAACCUUACCUCCAGGUUCUUUUGAUAUUAGUGACACAUUCAGAUUUGAAGAGGAACAGGGGGGGAGAGAAUGGGAGUUACCUCUCUUUGAGCUUAACACGAUCGCUACAGCGACUAACAAUUUCGAUUUCCGUAACAAACUUGGAGAAGGUGGUUUCGGACCCGUUUAUAAGGGCGUGUUAGAAAACGGUAUGGAGAUAGCAGUGAAGAGGUUGUCGAAAAACUCAGGCCAAGGAAUGGAAGAGUUCAAGAACGAGGUCAAGCUGAUAUCAAAGUUGCAGCAUCGAAACCUCGUGAGGAUGUUAGGAUGUUGCGUUGAAUCAGAAGAGAAGAUGUUGGUAUACGAGUAUUUACCAAACAAGAGCCUAGACUAUUUCAUAUUCCAUGAAGAGCAGAGAGCAGAGUUGGAUUGGCCAAAACGGAUGGAGAUAAUAUGCGGGAUUGCUCGCGGAAUCUUGUAUCUUCAUCAAGAUUCAAGACUGAGGAUCAUCCACAGAGACCUCAAGGCCAGCAAUGUACUACUUGACAACGAAAUGAUCCCCAAGAUUGCUGAUUUUGGCAUGGCUAGAAUCUUUGGGGGAAAACAAAUCAGAGGAAGCACAAAUCGGGUCGUCGGAACAUAUGGAUAUAUGUCACCUGAGUAUGCAAUGGAGGGUCAUUUCUCCGUUAAAUCCGACGUCUACAGCUUCGGAGUAUUGAUCUUAGAGAUCAUAACAGGGAAGAAAAACAGUGCUUUCCACAAGGAAUCUUUGAACCUAGUUGGACAAAUAUGGGAUCUAUGGAACAAAGGUGAAGCAACAGCUGUCAUAGACAAACUAAUGAAUCAAGAUAUUAAUGAUGAGAGCGAAGUGAUGAAGUGCGUACACAUUGGGUUGCUUUGCGUGCAAGAAAACGCUUCGGAUAGACCAGACAUGCCCUCAGUUGUGUCCAUGUUUGGUCAUAACGCCAAUGACUUUCCGCCUCCUAAGCAUCCUGCGUUUACGUCGGGAAGGAAGCCACACGUCAAGAAUGACGACCUCAGUGGAGAAAACAGCACUUCUGUUAAUGACGUUACUCUCACCGAUGUUUAUGGCCGUUGAAUUAUUGAGAUAUGUAUCUUAUUUUUGGUAAACUACUUUCAUAGAAUAGAAGUGUAUGUUUUGGUUUUAA
This is a messenger RNA of Brassica oleracea var. oleracea, 2554 nucleotides long. RefSeq names its product G-type lectin S-receptor-like serine/threonine-protein kinase RKS1. Gene Ontology annotation, biological process: protein phosphorylation; recognition of pollen. The transcript is spliced from 7 exons. The record is from RefSeq and is a predicted model, not a curated record. NCBI's taxonomy places the organism in Eukaryota, Viridiplantae, Streptophyta, Magnoliopsida, Brassicales, Brassicaceae. Bases 4 to 2484 code for a protein of 826 amino acids. Gene Ontology annotation, molecular function: ATP binding; protein serine/threonine kinase activity.